Parnassius apollo (apollo) is the source of this 1425-nucleotide messenger RNA. NCBI's taxonomy places the organism in Eukaryota, Metazoa, Arthropoda, Insecta, Lepidoptera, Papilionidae. The record is from the annotation of a GenBank genome assembly.
AUGAUGAUACUGGUGGUGAUGAAAUUUUAUCCACAGGCCAUAAUAAAGUCGUUCAUCGGUGCGAUGCGUAGCAGCUUUUUCAUCAUUGACCGAGAGCACAUCGACGGGCAGCUGCUGGCUGAUAUGUGGGACGACGGCUGGACGUCCGAAAGGAGUGCUCUUCCCAGAAAAAAGUUAAAGAUUAACUUAACCCUGGAGGAGAGCCCGGCAGGCUUGGUGGCGAGAACAGGUGUGCCGCUCAACGUGCAGGAUGCAUAUAGAGAUGCACGCUUUGCGAGGGAAAUUGAUCCCACUACUGGGAUGGUUGUGAGAACCGCCUUAGUGUAUCCUAUCACUGAUAAGAAUGGAGUUAUUGGCGUGGUCCAGUUAAUGAACAAACACGAUGAUCGACCGUUCGAUGCGGACGACGAGACGAUCUUCGAGGUGUUCGUCAACUACUGCUCGCUCAUUGUGCACUUCUACCAGAUGCAUCAGAAGAAACUAUAUCACGAGAACUUGAACAAAGUGUUCUCGGAGCUGAUGGAGCUGCACCUGAAACCCUGCCAACACGACAUGGCCGAGCUCAUGGAGACCAGCGGCAUCAUCGUUCCGCCAACUAACUUUAGAAGUUUCGAUUUUUAUAUCGGGGAAAACAAGGAAGACAUGCCGGGCUUGACCUGCCUCAUGUAUAUUGAGACGUUCGCUCAUACAAACUUCGACCGGCACCGGCUCGCCGAUUUCGUGCUGACCGUCCUCAACUGCUACCGAGACAAUCCUUAUCACAAUGCGGAACACGCCUUUAACUUCACCCACACCAUGUACGUGAUAUUGAAGAACAACUGCGGCUUCUUUAGCUUUGUCGAGGACAAGCGGCUUAUGUCACGGCUGGCGGUGAGCGAGCGCGCGCGGCUGCUGCACGAGGUGCGGUACGCGAUCAUGUGCACGGACCUGGCCGCGUACUUCGCUGUGCGCGCGCAGCUCGCCCGCGUCGUUGCCGAGCGUGCCUUCUGCUGGCAGGAGCCCGACCACCGCGCGCUACUCAAGGGUAUUCUGAUGACAACGAGCGACUUAUCGGGUUGUUGCAAACCGUUCGGAAUCGCCAAGGCAAUCACCCAAUCUAUCUAUGAGGAGUUUUAUAAUCAGGGCGAUCGAGAGCGUGUUAUGGGCUACACCCCUCUGAGCAUGAUGGACAGAAAGCGUAGCAUCAAUCAGCCGGCGGAACAGAUCCAGUUCCUGUCGGUUGUGGUGCUGCCCUGUUUGAUGCUGCUCAGCAACAUCUUCCCAAACACCAGCCCACUCAUAGAUAACUGCAGGAAAACUCAAGAGGGCUGGCAUGAGGAGAUAGAAAUGCGAGGAAUGAAGUUGUGGAGACAAGAGGACUCCAUACCUUCAAACAGAACCGGCGCCUUGCUCAAUUCCGAUUCCAAGUCAGGAGAAAUUAGUUGA